UCCGCACCAAUACAGUACAAGGUCAGAGUUAAACGGAAAAAGGAAAAAGGAAAAAAGACAAAUUCAAAUAAAGAAAUUAAACAAUGGCGAUUUGGUGAAUGAAGCAUUGAAGCUAAGGCAUCCUUAUAUUUGUGAGAAUUUCAGCAAGAAGAAAGAAUAAUCCUGUCUCGAUGAGGGACUGCAAGAACAGUGGCGGUGCAAAGGAAGAACACGAUGAAGAGAAAGUGACAGUGGCUUUGCAUAUUGGGCUCCCUAACAACAACAACAGCAGCAGCAAUGAGAGGAAGAAGGUUUUCCAUGAUGAUGCAGCAGAGAGAUUCUGGAUACCAACGGCAGCACAGACCUUCACUAGAUAUAACAACAUGCAGAUGCAUAUGUGGGAGCAUGAAUGGGAAUAUAGUAAAGGAGCAGAGUCACUGAAAGGAACACAGGCAGCGGGAAUGCUAAGGUUAGCAUGUUAUUGUUGCGCUGAAGGAUGCAAGAACAACAUAAAGCAUCCAAGGGCAAAGGCAUUGAAGGACUUGAGGACCCUCCAAACACACUAAAAGAGGAAGCAUGGCACAAAGGCAUUCAUGUGCAGGAAAUGUGGCAAGCUUUGGUAUUGCACUUGCGGUUCCGACAACAAGCACAAAAGGUCCCUCAAAGAUCACGUUACAUCCUUUGGAAGGGGCCAUAAUCCUCAUUAUCUGAAUUCAGAGACUUCGCUUUUGCUUUAAUAUAUCACAGUACGUGCAUGGUUGCCUCCAAGUCAUGAAGUUGAUGAAUUUUCUUCUCAUCAUAUAGCAAGCAAUAGCACAUCAAAGUUAGGGUGUAAAAAGUGUUGGGAUAACGUCUUAUCUCAAACGUUGUGUUUGGGUGUUCUAAGGCAACUUUUUGUGGAGUUGCUUUAUUUGCAGAAAAGACAACGUUUUUUGAAAGUUGCCGUAAAAGAGUUUCUUUUAAUAUAUAAAAACGUUGUUUUAGACCAAAACUAACGCCGUAUAGUCAAUUUCAAAAAGCGUUGUUUUUUGUCAAAAAAUGUUGUCUUUUAUCAAAGGCAAUAUUUUUUCUUAUUAUAGGCAAUAUUUUUAAAGGGUUGCCUAGCCCAAAUUUAUUG
Molecule: messenger RNA, 1096 nt
Organism: Arachis duranensis
Lineage: Eukaryota; Viridiplantae; Streptophyta; Magnoliopsida; Fabales; Fabaceae
Product: zinc finger protein WIP5
Exons: 3
Coding region: 171-545 (124 amino acids)
Biological process (GO): regulation of gene expression; anatomical structure development
Cellular component (GO): nucleus
Molecular function (GO): DNA-binding transcription factor activity
Source: RefSeq, a predicted model, not a curated record